Messenger RNA from Lingula anatina, 624 nucleotides. RefSeq names its product polypeptide N-acetylgalactosaminyltransferase 16-like. The record is from RefSeq and is a predicted model, not a curated record. Lineage: Eukaryota; Metazoa; Brachiopoda; Lingulata; Lingulida; Lingulidae. Gene Ontology annotation, molecular function: polypeptide N-acetylgalactosaminyltransferase activity. Gene Ontology annotation, biological process: protein O-linked glycosylation. Gene Ontology annotation, cellular component: Golgi apparatus.
AUGCACGGUCCAUUUGGCAAAAAAUGCCGAUUCUCAUUCCACGAUAGACACGAGAGGAUAUUUCGUAUGGGCUUCUUUUACAGAUAUCGAAAAUGUGUUCUUCUCACACUGGCCUUUCGAGAAGAAACAUACCUGAAGGCAAAACAUGCUGUGGAUCCUUUCAGUAAACAUUUCUUUAACAUCAAUGUCUGUGAUAAGCUGCCUGGAGACAGAGUGAUACCUGAUACUAGAAAUAAAAAGUGCCAGACUUUGAAUUAUUCUAAAGAUGUGCCACUAGUCAGUAUUAUAAUCACAUUUCACAAUGAAGCCAGGUGUGCAUUAUUUAGAACAAUCAAAAGUGUUAUUGAUAGAACACCAUCACAUCUUAUCAAAGAAAUAAUAUUAGUUGAUGAUUUUAGUGAAAAUGUUCAAGAUGGGCGAGAGCUUUUAAAGAUUUCAAAGGUUGUGGUAUUACGGAAUGCAGAAAGAGAAGGUCUUAUUCGCUCUCGUAAUAAAGGUGCUGCCAAUGCUACUGCUGAAGUUCUGGUUUUCCUGGACAGUCACUGUGAGGUCAAUGACCAGUGGCUGGAGCCAUUGCUGACCAGGAUAAAACAGGUAAUGGCAAAAAUGACCAGCAGUCAGUAG